Messenger RNA from Venturia canescens, 555 nucleotides. RefSeq lists its product as uncharacterized. The record is from RefSeq and is a predicted model, not a curated record. Lineage: Eukaryota; Metazoa; Arthropoda; Insecta; Hymenoptera; Ichneumonidae. The transcript has 5 exons. The coding region runs from base 1 to 555 and encodes 184 amino acids.
AUGACUUUGACCGGAAGUACGAAUAUCAUGGGAAAGUUUACACAGAGUGUGAGAAGAAUCGUGCAAGAUGUCAAAGACGAGGGUACCGCGAGUGGCCAGACGAAGGAAGAGGUGAUAGAGACGAAUGAGCGGCUGAGGGCAGUCAGAAUACGAUUGGACGGAAGUUACGAUACGGCAAAACGGGCCCUCGUCGAACUCAUGUGCAAAUACACCGAUAGUAAACAAGUGCGAAAUGUUUUUCAACGUUACAACUUGCUGAAAGUCAUGAUAAAGGACGUGAUCAAAUUGGAGACUCAAUAUUGGACUCUGGUUGAUAUACCACGCCAGGAAAAACAGGAAACAGUACCGGCGUUCGUAUUGCGAGCUUGUACGAUAAUGGAGAAGACGCACAAAAGCGGCGAGGGAGUAAAAACAUCAGCGAGACUUGCAGAGGAGGCCGAGAACAAAAGAGAACGCAUUGAACGGCUGGAGGCACCCUCUAUUCUUCUCGUCAAGUUGAAGGGAAGAUUGUGGCUUAAGCCAACUCAAGCAAAGGCCAGCAGAGAAAAAACCUGA